Brassica napus (rape) is the source of this 1352-nucleotide messenger RNA. RefSeq names its product zinc finger BED domain-containing protein RICESLEEPER 2-like. Gene Ontology annotation, molecular function: protein dimerization activity. Lineage: Eukaryota; Viridiplantae; Streptophyta; Magnoliopsida; Brassicales; Brassicaceae. The transcript has 3 exons. Bases 213 to 1025 code for a protein of 270 amino acids. The record is from RefSeq and is a predicted model, not a curated record.
CCAUAACCGGCUGGAACAUCGUGUGUUUCUCCUUGUGAAGUUGUUGCAGCACUACUGUUUCUCUGGUUUUUCUUGUAAGCUUCAAACAACUUAUAGAUCUUUGAACGAACAUUAGCCAACCUUCUCUUACAGGGAGAGUGCUAAGUUCGUUAGAGGAUCAGAAAGUAGGGAAAUAAUGUUUAAAAGCUGUGUUGAAACAGUGGGAGUUGAGGAUGAUGAAGGAGGUCUGGUCUUUAGAUGUAAGCACACGCUGGAAUUCUACUUUCCUCAUGCUUUCUAGAGCUUUAAAGUUCAGAAAUGCACUAAGUCACUUGGCAGAUGUAGAAGAAAGUUAUGUGAGUUUUCCCUCUUAUUCUGAGUGGAGGAGAGUGGAAAUGUUAUCCGAGCUUUUGAAACCAUUUUCGGAGAUUACUGAUUUGAUUUCGGGUUCCUCAUACCCAACAUCAAAUUUGUAUUUCAAUGAAAUUUGGAUGAUUGAGAGAAGGUUGGCUAAUGUUCGUUCAAAGAUCUAUAAGUUGUUUGGAGCUUACAAGAAAAACCAGAGAAACAGUAGUGCUGCAACAACUUCACAAGGAGAAACACACGAUGUUCCAGCCGGUUAUGGGGGAUUCUACGCCUUCUUUUCUCAGAAAGCUGUUGACAGUGGCAAGUCUGCUCUCGGCAUAUAUCUGGAUGAGCCAUUGCUUGACUACGCCGCUCACAAGAAACUAAAUGUGUUACAUUACUGGAGAGACAAUUCGGCUCGGUUCAGAGAGUUAGCAACAAUGGCACGAGAGGUUUUGAGUAUACCCAUAACAACUGUGGCUUCAGAAUCUUCAUUUAGCAUAGGUAGUAGAGUGCUCAACAAGUAUAGGAGUUGUCUUCUACCCACUAAUGUCCAAGCCUUGGUCUGUACUAGAAACUGGUUAAAAGGGUUUCCAGCAAUGGGUGAUGAGAAGACAGAAGAGGAGAAAGAGGAGAAAGAGGAAGAAGAGAAAGAGAAGGAAAAAGAGGAAGAGAGUGGAGAGUCCACAGACUUGAGUUGAAGACUUGCUUCAGGUUCACACUGAACUUUUAUUCUUUUGCUUGUGUUGAUAAGUUUAGUUGUAGACUAGUAAACCUGAAAAGAUAAAGAGCAGUUUACGAGUAUGAUCUUGAGCUAAUUUAGUGAGUGUAAGACAAGAAAAAAAACAGUUUCAUAUUUCAGAAACGAGUUAGAGAUAUUCAGGUUUCAUGAGCUUCUUUUUUAACUUUUAUCUUCAUACAACAAUCGUAUGCUUUCAUGUGUCUUCUUUUGUGUUAAACAUGUGUUGCUUUAGUAGCUUGAACCGUAGAUGUUGAACCUUAUUUUUUUCCUUUUUGCAGGCUGAGGA